Messenger RNA from Bombus pascuorum, 882 nucleotides. RefSeq lists its product as uncharacterized. Lineage: Eukaryota; Metazoa; Arthropoda; Insecta; Hymenoptera; Apidae. The record is from RefSeq and is a predicted model, not a curated record. The transcript has a single exon. The coding region runs from base 1 to 882 and encodes 293 amino acids.
AUGAGAUAUUUGGACCUGACUCUCGACAGUCACUGGACAUUCGGCGCUCACUUCGAGCGUCUAAUACCGUCAGUCGAGGAGACGGCGAACGCCUUAGGAAGUUUGCUGCCUCGGCUAGGCGGCCCCGGUGUUAGAGUGCGUAGGCUGUACGCCAGCGUGGUGCGAGAAAAGCUCCUCUACGGAGCUUCGAUCUGGGCAGAGGACGUGGUGACUAACAGUCGCAAUCUUCGAGCGAUCAGGAGGCUGCACAGGGCGGUGGCCAUCAGAAUAACGAGGGUUUUUCGCACCAUUUCGGCGGCGGUGCUCGCCGGGCUUCCCCCGUUCGAGCUGCAGGCCCUGAGGUGUCGCGAGAUUUAUCUCCGCACUCGGAGUCUGCUGGGCGGAGUUGGUGCGAUGGACGCCAACGCGGAAGCACAAGCUCGGCGGGAACUGCUCGGAAGAUGGCGCGCCGGCCUCGACACAAGAACGGGCGCGUCGAGGCUAAGGGACCUCGAAGCCGUACUGCCAAACUGGGACGUUUGGUUGGACGGAGACGCACCUCCCUUGACCCACAGGGUGACGCAGCUGCUCACAGGACACGGGUGUUUCGGUGAGUAUCUGCCCCGAAUCGGGAAAGGGGCGACCGCGCAUUGUCACCACUGCGGUGCAAGAGUGGACUCGGCGCAGCACACGCUGGAAAAUUGCCCGACAUGGGCGGCGCCGCGCCACUCUCUCACCGGGGAAAUAGGAUACGACCUCUCGCCGCCGGCCAUUCUUGAGGCAUUGCUAACGAGCGAGAGAGGCAGGAAUGCCGUAGCCUCUUUCUGCGAGCUAGUUAUACUGCGGAAGGAUGUAGCGGAGCGGGUGAGGGAGCGGGAUUUCCAUCCCGAGAGGAUCGGCUGA